Molecule: messenger RNA, 4374 nt
Organism: Octopus bimaculoides (California two-spot octopus)
Lineage: Eukaryota; Metazoa; Mollusca; Cephalopoda; Octopoda; Octopodidae
Product: DNA repair protein complementing XP-A cells homolog
Biological process (GO): nucleotide-excision repair, DNA damage recognition; base-excision repair; nucleotide-excision repair involved in interstrand cross-link repair
Cellular component (GO): nucleotide-excision repair factor 1 complex
Molecular function (GO): damaged DNA binding
Source: RefSeq, a predicted model, not a curated record
UUUAUUUCAUUAUAGCCCACAGGGGGCUAAUCAUAGAGGGGACAAACAAGGACAGACAAAGGGAUUAAGUUGAUCACAUCGACCUCAGUGCGUAACUGGUACUUAAUUAAUUGACCCGAAAGGAUGAAAGGCAAAGUCGACCUCAGCGGAAUUUGAACCCAGAACCGCCAGACAAAAUAUGCCAAGCAUUUCGCCCGGCGCGCUCACAAUUCUGCCAGCUCACCGCCCUAAAAACGAAUAACAUUAUUAGCGAUUGUGACAUCCACCUUUAUUAGGAGAGUGGUGUUUGAGCGAGUCGUUGAAAUAUUGUCGAGAUGGCAUCUUCUGUCUCCCCGAUCGCCUCUGAAGAAGCCGAAGAAGAUUUCCCAGAUGACAACAUUCCAGAUGAAGUUCUUGUGGAGCAUUCUGAAAAGCCAUUAUCUGCUGCUAUGAGAGCUAGGAUUGAACGCAACCGACAGAGAGCACUGAUGCUUAGACAAGCACGACUGAACAGUAAACCCUACUCAAAACCCAAUGGCCAGAGUAUAAUGAAGGUUUGCCGCAGUGAAAUCGAUACAGGAGCAGGAUUUUUCUUAGAUGAAGACCAAGAAAAAGAUCUGAAGAACCAAAAAGUAAUUUAUGAAGAAGCUCCUUCUUUGCUAAUUGAUUCCUGUAACUGUGAAAAUUGUGACCAAAAGUUUACAGAGUCUUAUUUGCUGAAGAACUUUGAAUGUUUUGUCUGUGAUUCUUGCCGGGAAGAAAACAACGAAAAAUACAACCUAAUUACUAAAACGGAUGCAAAGACGAAAUAUUUACUUAACGAUGUUGAUCUGGACAAACGAGAACCGAAGCUGAAAUUCAUUGUAAGAAAGAACCCACACAACCCGAGAUGGGGUGACAUGAAAUUAUAUUUAGAGUCUCAGGUGAAGCGUCGAGCCAUUGAUGUCUGGGAAUCAGAAGAAAAGAUUGAAGCAGCCAAAGAAGCUAAAACAGAGAAAAGAGUAAACAUGAAGAAGAAAAAGUUUAACAAGAAAAUGAAAGAACUGAGAAUGUCAGUGCGGAGCAAUUUGUGGCAGAAACAGACUUCAACACAUCAACAUAGUUAUGGCGAAGAGAGUUACGAUGAAGAAGAAGACAUGUAUUCAAAGACUUGCACAACUUGUGGAAAUGUGAUGACAUAUGAGAAGAUGUAACGAGGGCACUUGUGUAUCAGGGUCCAGAGAUAUAGCUGGGUCCAUUACUGUCACUGAAGCAUUAAUGGAUCUAGACCUGUAACAAAGUCAAGGGGUCAAAGUUGAGAUGAAAAGCAAGUGAAUGAAAGAACUGUGUCAGUGAUACACUGAUACAAAUAAUGUUAUAGUAUUCACUACUUAACCCAUUACCUCCCAUAAUUCUAUUAACUGGAAUUUUUUUUAUGAAACUUUGAUUUCUAGCAUAAAACAGCUUUAGAAACACGCUGGAAUGAUCAAAAUAACAUUUCAAAGUAACAUUUCAAAAUAACAUUUUAAAUAGAAAUAAGCGAGAUAUUGGGUGAAAAAUUAGCAAACCUCAUUUGAAUAUCAGAAAUAUACCUAAUAGAUAUAGCAAAAAGGUUAGAUAUGUGUAAAUAUUGACAGAUAAUUACGAAAUUUGUAAUUUUUAAGUGAUCUCAUACGAGAUCACUGGUAGGUAAUGGGUUAAGCAGUCUAGUGACAUGAUAAAGAUAAUGGUAUAAAGCAUGUACUGGUGUAACCCCUUGAUAUGAAAAGUUUAAUUAAAUCUGGUGUAACUGGAUUAACGGUGUAAUUAGACCAAUGAUGAGAUGACAUUAGAAAUAUAUCUUCCAUCAAUUCUCAUUUAUUUGGUUAUGAAAAAUUGUUUUUCUUCUUUCUUUGUUUUUGCACUUUGUAAGGCUGGGUGGGAUUUUUAUAUCUUGGAGACGUGAUUCUUAAAUAAAGUUAUUUUUUUAGAAUACUUUACCAUUUGUGCAACUUCAAAAUGUUACUGUUAAUAUUUCGAUACGACAAUAUUAGGUGGUAAGCUUGUUGAAUUGUUAAUAUGCGAGACAAAACGCUUCACAGCAUUUCUUUGGCUUUAUAUUCUGAGUUCAAAUGCUGCUGAGAUCAGCUUUGCCUUUCAUCCUUUUGGGGGCCAAUAAAAUAAAUAUCAACUGAGCACUGGGGCUGGAUGUAAUCAACUAGCUCCCUCCCCUAAAAUUUCAGGCCUUGUGCCUCUAGUAGAAAAGUAGAAAGGGAUUUCAAUACAACAUUAUUUUUCAUAACAUCUCGUGGUCAAAUUAGCUGUUUUUCCAAAGUUUCUUCUCUCAUUUUAAUCGUAUUCAUUUCAACUCUGCAAGAUAACGAAACACUUGUCAAAUUCAUAGUUGUGAAGCUUCCACUGCCUACCAAUAACAAACCCUAUUUUAUCUUGAGACCUUGUUUUAGGGGGUGGUGGAAGAAAAAAACCCUCACCAUUCAGAAAGUUAGUCAUAUCUUAGCUGCAAAUACAUUUUGCAACUCUAAAACCUGAUCUCUUUCUUUUGUCAUUUGUAUCUACAUGUUAGCUAGAUUUUUCUCUUUCGUUUUUCCAUCUUACUUAUUGCCAGCUGGGGUCACUCAGAGAUUCAGUGUUGCUAGAAGACAAACCUUUUUAACAGUGCUACUUUGGGAACCUUCAAAAUAUCCAAAAUCCUCUGUAAUCAAAUAAAAUAUUAAACUUAUAGGAGAAGGUAUUGCUGUUGUUGUUGCUCAGCCUUGCUCCAGCAUCUGGUUCCAUCUUUGGCAAUCUGUCUUUUUUUAGAUCCAAUGACUCUUCCUUUUUUUUUAAGAUAGUAGGAUGGGGUUUGAAUCAGGAAAUUUGACUGCUGUUUCUAGCAGGAUGAGUUACUACAUAGAGGCUCUCUCUCUCUCUCAUUAUCUCAGCGUUGUAGUUGAUGGAUGUGUUAUUUCAAUUAUUUUCUGAAUCAGAUCAAGUUUAUCAAGGCUAUUUCCACAAAUAAUUUUGCUUAAUCUGUUGUAAGUCAAUGAUUUCAAGAAGAGAGAGAGAGAGGGAGAGAAUUCCGGAGGGUUGGUGUUAUAAGGAAAAAGGACAGAAUGAAGUAAUUAGUGCAGUGACCUUGGAGUUAGAUACAGUUUAGGUAAUGGGAGGAGAAGAGAGGGGUGAAUUAGGUGUACUUAAUAAUAUCUAAUUUGUGUAAGUCAGGAGUUGAUCCUAUCCAUUAGACUACUAUUCAGGUAAUAUAGCUUGUAGAUUAAAGGGACACCAGAAUGGAUGCAACGUAUCAAGUGUCAGAAAUUAUUAUGUACCACAAGGAACAUCAGGCCAAGAAACUCAGCCCUUCGCAUUGCGGUAAGUCGCCAUUUAAAGUGUCGACAGUCUUUGUCCUGUAUCGUUAACGAAGAUGUGCAAGGGAGAUAACUCGCUACUUCUAAAGAAUCCUAAAACGUUAGAACAUCACACCAAACAUAUACCGUUUUAAGCGAGUGACUUUAUGCUAGUUGAGUGUCCUUUCUCUGGACACUAUCUGGAAUGUUUGCUUUACUGUUUUAAAUGUGAGUUUUACCUGGUCUUUUUGGGGGACCAUAAUGUGUGGGAAGGGCCAGAUUAGUCACGCCAGGAUCUAUUUAAAAAAAAACAACACUCAUAAAUUAGAAAACCUGAAAUACAUUUAAAUAUCAUAAAACAUCAUUGUGGGGUGAACUAAGAAUGUCAAGAAUGAAACACGUUUUUUCUUUACUAUUGAUGUACAGCAUAAUAGCUUAGGAAGAAUGUGUUUACCAUUUUUUUCUCCAGCAUGCAAGUUGAUGUCGUACAUAAUGUAAAUAUUCAGACAUCGUUACCAAUCUUUCCAAAUUCUUUUACAUGGAAUGUUUGCUUCUCCAAAACCAUCUUGGUACAUCAGUCAACCUACCUUUUUUUAAUUGUAAAUUUUAGUCUGAAAAAUUUGACUUGUGUGCUAGAAAAUAUGGUAUGUUUUUUUUUUUUUAUCCACUGUGAAGUUUUGUUGUGUAUAAAUUUACGUCAGAUGGCUGACUACACAGGAUAUUUUUUUUAUUUGAAAAAAUUCAGGUUUUUGGUUUUUCUCACUGUUGUUUACACUUUUCAUAUCUUUCUUAAGCAACGUCUCAGUAAUACUAUUUCUUCCAGCAUACAGAUGGAAAUUCAUAGCAAAAAAUAGGUAGGUUGACUUACCAGAAUGACUUUGGAGGAUCCAAAAUUCCACAUGAAAUGCAACGGGAUUUGGGAAGCUAGUGACAAUGUUUGAAUGUUUAUACAAUGUCAUCUUGUAUACUGGAAAACACAGGAUCAGUUAAAUCACUUUUCUAGACAUACUUGGAUUAAUUUGUAACAUAUUGUUGUCAUAUUUUCUAACAAUACAUUAUAUGCAAUAAAGUAUUUAUAUAAAAUUUCCUAAAA